AUGGCGGAUCCUGCUACUGCAACGAUGGCGACUCCGAUCAGCUUCAGCGAUCCCUUGGACACAGCCAACCUUAAAGAUCGCUCAGUUCUGAUUACUGGCGCGGCAUCCGGCAUCGGUCUAGCCUGCGCAAUCAAGAUGGCUGAAGCAGGCGCAAUUGUCACAAUGGCCGACCUGCAAGAUACAGCGGGGGCAGCGAUUGAGGAACUAAGGGCUCGAGGGCUCAGAGCGCAGUUCGUACAAUGCGACGUAACAUCUUACGAGGCUCAAGCCUCUAUGUUCCAGUCAGCAAUACAAUUUGGCAAUGGGCAGAUCGAUGUUGUAGUUCCUAAUGCAGGUAUCCUUGCUGAAAAGAAUGUUUUCGAUAUGGUGCCAGCCACGUUACCAAACCCUGGAGAUACGCCGCCUCCUCCUCCAAGUUUUGCUUGCUUGUCCGUCAACCUUCACGCUGUAUACAAUACUUGCUAUCUUGCGCUACAUCACUUCCGCCUCCCGCGCAGAGCAGCAACAACGUUCGAACCCAGCAUCGUUCUCAUCGCCUCGUUGGCAGCCUACAUUGGCUACCCAUACAGCACUACGUACAGCAUGUCUAAGUUCGGCGUUCGUGGACUCUUCUACAGCCUACGCGAGCGCGCUAUGCACUCUUCGAUUCGCAUCAACCUCGUUGCGCCGUGGUUCGUCGAUACUGCCAUCACCAAACAGGCCGACUUCCUACAGGACAACGGUGCCGUGCUUGGUAUCGUAGGGUAUGCGUCGAUGGAUAGGGUGGUAGAUGCUGUCAUGAGGUUCUCAUCGAUUCGAGAUCUGUGCGGAAGAAGCGUGGGUAUCUUUCCAAGGGGCAGUGAGGAUGUACAUGAUGAUUUAGAGGGUGGGUAUGGUGGUGCGGUCGUGGGCAAGCACAUGCAUGAGAUCAAGGAGGUUAUUGCGCAAGAGACACAGAAGCAGGCGCAAAACGGGGCCUAA
Molecule: messenger RNA, 960 nt
Organism: Alternaria atra
Lineage: Eukaryota; Fungi; Ascomycota; Dothideomycetes; Pleosporales; Pleosporaceae
Exons: 1
Coding region: 1-960 (319 amino acids)
Cellular component (GO): cytoplasm
Molecular function (GO): oxidoreductase activity, acting on the CH-OH group of donors, NAD or NADP as acceptor
Source: RefSeq, a predicted model, not a curated record